Cryptococcus amylolentus CBS 6039 is the source of this 1733-nucleotide messenger RNA. RefSeq lists its product as hypothetical. The transcript has 5 exons. Gene Ontology annotation, molecular function: eukaryotic initiation factor eIF2 binding; translation initiation factor activity; GDP-dissociation inhibitor activity. NCBI's taxonomy places the organism in Eukaryota, Fungi, Basidiomycota, Tremellomycetes, Tremellales, Cryptococcaceae. Gene Ontology annotation, cellular component: cytosol. Gene Ontology annotation, biological process: translational initiation; formation of translation preinitiation complex; formation of cytoplasmic translation initiation complex. The record is from RefSeq and is a predicted model, not a curated record. The coding region runs from base 475 to 1656 and encodes 393 amino acids.
GCCUCACCACCCGCUCUACACUCGCUGCGAAGCCUGUAUCCCUCCUCUUACCGCCACUGCCCUCUUUGGACCUCAGGUCACCGCUACCAAGAUCAACUCACUAGCCCUAUCCGCCGCUUGCUACUACGAUCACACCGGUCCGCCGAAUCAUAAAACGCACCAAGAGGGAUACUGUGAGUGGGCUCUCUUUGACCGUGGAUGAGCCCUUGGGGGCGAUGAAGAAUGCGAAGGGAGCAGGGUGGCGCGGUGCGGUGGCACAUGGUGCUUACAUCGGCCGCGCGCCACUCUCAAAAACCGAAGCGAGGCUGACCUGUUUUUUCUCAAUCUAACUUCCAUCUCCAACCAUUGCUCUACACCACAGUCGCAGAAAGAGUUCAUGCCUUCACGCACGCAAAAACCAAAUUACCGAUAUCACCAUCCCACCAAAGAAUUGGAUUUUCAUACCCGUUAAACUACAACUAAAAAGCUGACAAGAUGGCCACCGUUAACAUUCGACGAGAUGUCGAGGACAAGUUCUACCGUUACAAGAUGCCCCUUCUCCAGAUCAAGAUUGAGGGCCGAGGAAACGGUAUCAAGACUGUCAUUCCCAACAUGGAAGACAUUGCCCGCGCUUUGAACCGUCCCCCCAACUAUCCCACCAAGUUCUUCGGUUUCGAGCUCGGUGCCCAGACUACCAUGGCCAACGACCGCUACAUCGUCAACGGUGCGCACACUGCCGACCGUCUUCGAGAGCUCCUCGACUCGUUCAUCGUCAAGUACGUUCUCUGCCCCUCGUGCAAGAACCCCGAGACCGAGAUAUUUGUCACUGGAAAGUCUGGCCACGAGUCGAUGCACCGAGACUGCAAGGCCUGUGGUGCCCAGACUCCCAUGGAGAUGCGCCACAAGUUGUCCGCCUUCAUCGUCAAGAACCCUCCCAAGAAGAGCGGCAAGAAGGGCAAGAAGGCCGGUAUGACUGCUCAAGCCAACGUUGGUGGUCCCAUGGUCUUUGACAAGGCUGCCGAAGAGGACGGAAGCGACGACGAAGCUGGCUCGCCUGACGGCAAUGGCGUCCCUACCAAGGGCACCGAGAUUGAUGCUGUUCUCGGCCGUGCCGAUCCCAUCCUCGAAAACCCCGACGCUGCCGAGGAAGUGUCCAAGAAGCUCAACAAGCUCGACGUCGAUGACGACGAGGACGAGGACGCCGACUCUCCUUACUCUCAGCUUGGCGCCUGGCUCGAGGAGAACAAGACUGCCGACGAUGCUGCCAUCAUUGGUCAGAUCAAGGAGCUUGGGAUCGUCGGCAAGCACAAGGUGUUGGUCGAGAUCGGUCACCACCUCUUUACCGAUGAUGUCGGUACUGAAGUUGGCAAGCGUGAGCAGCUUCUCCAAGCUCUUGUAACUUCCGAGAAGCACCAAAAGUCCUUCCUUGGUGGCCUUGAGCGUCUCAUCGGCAACUCUCCCAACCUCGACUCUCUCCUUGCGGCUGGUGUCACCUCCAAGGUCCUCAUGGCGCUUUACCAAUCCGACAUCUUGGAUGAAGAGGUCGUCAAGUCCUGGGGCACCCAUGUCAGCAAGAAGUAUGUUGACAAGGAGAAGAGCAAGAAGGUCCGAAAGAAUGCGGACGCUUUCCUCAAGUGGCUCGACGAGGCUGAGGAGUCCGACAGUGAUGAGGAGUAGGACGCAAUGCGCGCAUAGCUUGUUGACACCGUUUGCCAGAAAUUAGUUGAUUGAAUGUAAACCACUAUCCGAAUCAA